Lepisosteus oculatus (spotted gar) is the source of this 7774-nucleotide messenger RNA. RefSeq names its product calmodulin regulated spectrin-associated protein 1b (gene camsap1b). Gene Ontology annotation, molecular function: calmodulin binding; spectrin binding; microtubule minus-end binding. Lineage: Eukaryota; Metazoa; Chordata; Actinopteri; Semionotiformes; Lepisosteidae. The record is from RefSeq and is a predicted model, not a curated record. Gene Ontology annotation, biological process: neuron projection development; cytoplasmic microtubule organization; negative regulation of microtubule depolymerization. Gene Ontology annotation, cellular component: microtubule minus-end.
GCGCCCCCCCCGUAACGGACCGACCGAAAUACAGGCAGAGCCCGAGAUCCCCAUAGAGACAAGCUUUCUGCACUGGCUGUGUCGGCAAGGUAGAGCUUUUAUUUUAUUGAAAACGAAGACUGAUUUGCAGCCUGCUCGGCUUGGAGACAGGCGAGAGAGCAGCGGAAGAGCCCGGUCAUCGGAAUCUAGGGGGGGUGGUUAAAAUUUGCAAGCCUUUCUUUUUAUUUAUUUUUUAUUUUCUUCUCAUUUUUCUCCCCCCCGCUUGCUCGCUCUCUCUCCCUGCCGUGGCGGUUACCAUGUAGGCCGCAGAUUGGAUCGCGUUGUUGGGGAGGAGACCUUUUGAUUCCGCUGCUGGUGCUGCUUGGCCGAUAUGCCACAGUGGAACUGAAUUAUUUUCCCUUUAUACGUCUUGGUUGCCUUUUUUUUUUAAACUAACAUUUAAAGCUGGAUUGUGGAUCCUGGACGGUUCUAAAGGUCGUCUGACAAGAAAAAAAAAGACACAUCGGAUGUGAAAGUAUCAGCCUGGGCUUUCUUUCUGCUGUAGGAUGGAUGUAGAUGUCUGUGCUGGGGGAGACAGCACCAGAAGGAAGAUGGAUUCUGGGGGAGAUGGGGGGCCGGAGGUUGUACCUUUGGAGCUCUAUGAUUCAUCCCGGGCAAAAAUAGCUGCUAAUCUGCGCUGGCUGUUCGCGAAAGCCUACGGGAUAGACAAUAUCCCAGAAGACCUGCAGGACCCAUUCUACACAGACCAGUACGAGCAGGAGCACAUCAAGCCACCAGUCAUCAAGCUGCUGCUGUCCAGUGAGCUGUAUUGCCGUGUAUGCAGCCUCAUCCUUAAAGGGGAUCAGGUGGCAGCUCUGCAGGGACACCAGUCUGUUAUUCAGGCUCUGUCUCGCAAGGGCAUCUACGUCAUGGAGAGCGAUGACACCCCCGUGUCGGAGUCCGAUCUCAGCUGUGCCCCCAUCAAAAUGAGUGCACACAUGCCAAUGAUCGAUGCCCUAAUGAUGGCCUACACAGUGGAGAUGAUCAGCAUUGAAAAAGUGGUUGCCAGUGUGAAAAGAUUCUCCACUUUCAGUGCCUCUAAGGAGCUUCCUUUUGACCUGGAGGAUGCAAUGGUCUUCUGGAUAAAUAAGGUAAACCUGAAGAUGAGAGAAAUCACAGAGAAAGAGAUAAAACUGAAACAACAGCUGCUAGAAUCUCCAAGUCAUCAAAAGCCUGAUCUUAUGCAUGCCUUAGCUCAUUGCAUGCUGGAGCCAUUGGAAUACUCUCGUGUGGUGCGUUAUCGAAGGGACCACCUCACUGGCAGACAGCUGCCAUACUUUCCUUUGCUAGAAGACCUGAUGAAGGAUGUGUGUGAUGGUGCUGCGCUCUUAGCUGUUAUACACUACUACUGUCCUGAGCUGAUGAAACUUGAGGAUAUCUGUUUGAAGGAGGUGACCUCUAUUGCUGAUAGCCUAUACAAUAUACAGCUGCUGAAAGAGUUUGCUAAUGAGUACCUGAACAGAGGCUUUUAUCUCACUACAGAGGACAUGCUUUAUGCACCUUUAGUGCUAAAGCAUAAUGUCAUGGUCUUCAUUGCUGAAUUGUUCUGGUGGUUUGAGAUUGUCAAGCCUGACUUUGUACAGCCAAGGGACAUUCAAGAGGUUAAAGAUGCUAGAACAGUGCUUCACCCUAAGAGUGCCCGACCUCCUGUCCCCAUCUCCAAUGCAACCAAGCGGAGUUUUAUGGCAAGCCCUGCCAGUGUGGCCAGCCCAGCAGAUGCCCCAGCACUGGUUCAAAGCAACUCUGAAGUCUGUAACAGGUACUACCUGCACCCCGAAGAGUCUGAGACUCUUAUUAAAGGGAGUCCAGCAUUUAGCCCAUCCCAUCCUUUGCUUCCUCUGAGACAGAAACAACAAAAAUCCUUGCAAGGAGAAGAAAGUCCAGGGCAUCGUCACCGAUCCAACUCCCUCACACGAAUGGACGGACAGCCCAAGGGAGCUGUGGUAGCCUGGCCAGAGAAGAAACAGAGACCUCUGUCCCAGCCGACACCAUAUGCUCUUCAUUAUGCCACAGAUAGCGAUGUGGACAUGGCCUCAGGGGACAGUGUUAGUCUAGCCAGGUCCAUCAGCAAAGACAGCCUUGCUUCGAAUGUAGUCAACAUAACACCCAAACACCAGCCGCUUACUGCACCUCGGAAGGUCAAUGGGCAGGGAUUGCUGGGGAAUGUCAACAUAGAGGAUGAUGAGGAAGAAGAACUAGUGGCUAUUAUAAGGUCUGAAGAUGGACUGCACAAUGAGGGUCUUCCUAACCAAGGUGACCUACAGCUGCAAAGCAUUUCCUCAAGGACUGCAACAGCCAGGUCUCCGAAAAGAAAGGUGGAAGAAGUACCCCCAGAAUCCAGAUCUGAUAGCUUUUUCUUAGAACCACUGAUGCCUGCAGUAUUAAAACCUGCGAAAGAGAGAUCUAUAAACCUUAACAAAGAGGAUGAAAGUGGAGAAGGGAGGUACAGAGGGCCACCCUCCAGGAGAGGGGUUGAUGGGCAAUUGCCUUCAACAAAAAAGAAGGUUGGCAUGACCACUGGGGGCGAUCUCGAUUUAAAUCGCACCUUUACUCCAAUUUCUAGUUCAGAAUUUACCACCGCAACUGAUCCCCCACUUGCAGAAUCAACAGAGAGUGUGCAUAGUGCUUUCAGACCUUUGGUCACCAGCAGUCUCGAUCCUGCAUCUCAGGAGCAGUUGGGAGGAUUUUUCCUCCAUGCUUGUGAGUCCGAGGAUAAGCCAUCUGCUUCCGCUGGCCGUGGCAGAAGUAGUCCAUUUUAUGCAGCUCCAUCAACGUGGGAGAUCAAGCAAGAUUCAGAUUCUGAAGUGCUUGAUAUGGAUGAAGUUGAUCAAGAUUUUGAACUUAGUAAGGAGUUGCACCCUGUCAGACGGAAAUACUUUGAGGAAGAGGAAUCUGCUAAGCUCCAGGAGGAUAUGAAAGUAAAAGAGCACGAGGACAAAGAUGGAGCCAGUGGGCGCUCGAGUCCUUGCCUCAGCACCAUCUCCCAGGCCAGCAGUGUAUCCAUGGCAAGCGGCAGUGUGAGGAUGACUAGCUUUGCUGAACGUAAACUGCAAAGGAUUAACAGCCACGACACUAAAUCGAGCACAAGCAGCUCACAAAAGACUACCCCAGAUGGUUCAGAAAGCUGCCCUUUACCCCUGACCACCUGGAGACAGAAAAGAGAACAGAGCCCCACCCGGCAGAACAAAGACAAUGUCCAUGUCCUUGCCUCAGAGCUGGUGCAGCUUCACAUGCAACUGGAGGAGAAAAGGAGAGCCAUAGAAACGCAGAAAAAGAAAAUGGAAGCUUUAUCUGCAAGACAGAGGCAAAAAUUGGGUAAAGCUGCUUUUUUGCACAUUGUUAAGAAAGGGAAAAGUGAGACCCUCCCUCAGCCCCUAAAAUCGGACUACUUUUCAAAAGAGGACCAAAAGGUCAAUGGAGAAAAUUUAAUCAUUUCUACACAGGAUUCUAGAGCUAAGGAAGUGUCAUCAAAAGAUGAAUUCAGAGAGGACAUGUCCAUAGAAAAGGACACGCAGGAAGGCAGAGGGACAGUUAGAUGGGCAAGAGAAUCUCCAGCUCCUCCAGGCAGUCUGGAAAUGGACAACAAAUUAAAUACCACCAUCAUAUUGGAUGAUGGGGCAUCAGAACCUGACCUUAAUGAAUGCAAUCGUUCAAUUGAAAUGCUGAAUGAAGCCAUAAGCACCAUUCAGCAGCAAAUGAUGCAGCUUUCCUUGCAGCAGGACCUAUUAAUGAAGCAGAAUGUCCCGUCUCCAACUGCUCCUUCUGCCAAUGGGAGAAGCAACCCACCAGAACAAAAGGUUAGGCCUUCUGUCCAUUUCGUGGAGCCAUUUUCCCCGACAGGGAGCAGCACAAUCCGUAAACCACCACGUUUAAGUUCAGGGAGGCCACCGCGCUCAAAACCAACUGACCUUAAAAUAUCAAAGGAUAAGCAAACUGUCUCUCGGGUUAUCACACCCACUCAGAGUGUCGAAACACUUCCUCAUUUAAGACAGUUUCCAGGUAAUAGGACACCUAAAGGGGAGCCAGAGGAUGCGGGUUCUACAGACAGCACGCCUGCAGACUCUGGUAGCAGCACUUUGGACCGGGGCAACCUUAGACCUACUGCAACCUUCCGGCUUCAUGGUGAAGCCAACCAGCGGACAUUAAUUCUUUCUGCUUCUAGAGAUACAAACAAUGUCAUUUCUGAACAAACCUUCGAUGAGUGUUUGCCCAACAACCUGCAAGAGUUGGAACUCAACACUUCAGACAGCUCUGGCAAGGAAAAUGUUCCGUGUGAAGAGUCAUCCAAAACUAAAGCUCAUCUCAUUGAGGUGGAUCUGUCUGACCUGAAGGCUCCUUCAGAAGAAGGGAGUUCCGACAUUCAGGAUAUGACUGCAGAGGUCAUUGGGGAUGGUGAACAGAAGUCUGUCUUGGGAUUCUUCUUCAAGGAUGAACAGAAAGCUGAAGAUGAGCUUGCGAAGAAACGGGCAGCUUUCCUCCUGAAACAGCAGCGUAAGGCCGAGGAGGCUCGUCUGAGGAAGCAGCAGCUUGAGGCAGAGAUUGAAAUAAAGCGGGAUGAAGCCAGGCGAAAGGCAGAAGAAGAUCGCAUCAGGAAGGAGGAGGAGAAGGCACGCAGAGAGCUCAUUAAACAGGAGUACCUACGGCGAAAACAGCAGGAGAUGAUUGAGGAACAGGGGCUUGCCAAACCCAAGACGAAACCCAAGAAACAGAGACCAAAAUCAGUACACAGGGACGAGUCCUCAAGUGAGACGCAGUCCAAGUGCUCUUCGACUCGACAGUCUCCCAGGAAAGCAUUAUGGAUGGCCUUCCAGAGUCGAGCUGAAGUUGUAGGAGCUGAUAAUCUCAGCAGCGCUCAGUCUGGGUCCAGUCUGUCUUUAGCUUCUGCUGCCACCACUGAGGCUGAGAGUGUCAACUCUGGAGGAGCAGGCUCGCAAAGGGGGGAGUCUGUGGAAUCGUUCCCCGGGUUGAGCAGAAAUGCCAGUCGGAACACUGAAAGGGACUGGGAGAAUGCAUCAACAGCAUCUUCCAUUGCAUCUGUGGCUGAAUACACAGGUCCAAAAUUGUUCAAGGAACCCAGUGCAAAGUCAAACAAGCCUAUAAUCCACAAUGCUAUUUCGCACUGUUGUUUAGCAGGAAAGGUAAACGAGCCUCAGAAGAAUUCCAUUUUGGAGGAGCUUGAGAAAUGCGAGUCCAACCAUUUGAUGAUUUUGUUCCGUGACGGCGGCUGCCAGUUUAGAGCACUUUAUUCCUACUUUCCCGACACUGAAGAGAUCCACAAGCUGACUGGCACAGGGCCCAAGAGCAUCACCAAGAAGAUGAUCGACAAACUCUACAAGUAUAGCUCAGAUCGCAAGCAGUUCAAUGUCAUCCCAGCUAAGACCGUGUCUGUCAGCGUGGACGCUCUCACCAUCCACAACCACCUCUGGCAAGCCAAGAGACCAACAGUGCCAAAGAAAACGGGGAAAUGAGGAGAUCGCUCCAAAACCUUGCUUUCAUCCUGGCUGGACUGCAUUGACAUCCACCACGUAUAUUUUCCAGUAGAUACAUCGAAGACUCCUAGCAUUUUCAGGUGUGACUUGCAAAACGGGACACAGUCUGGGAUUUGGAAGAAGAAGGAGUAUAUUAUUUUUUUGAUAUUUGAAAGUGUGAAUGGAGAGACAUCUGCUGGAUCUUAAUGCCAUCCGUUCAGGGUUGUUAGCGUUUUGUUUUUUUAAAAAGUCUCUGCAUGUGGCGAUUUUUUUCUAACAGGUGGAAUUCUUAUUACUUGAAGUUUUUUUUUGUUUGGCACUAAUUGUGGAGUUCUUCUUUCGCUGAUUCACUCUGUGACGAGACGAUAGGGGAAAAAACAUUACUCAAGGGACAUUUUCUCUCUAUAUCUUUGUCCGCUUCUUGUUCUAAGACAUUUGUUAUGAAGCUCCGGACUCUUCUUCCUUGGCGGGAGUACAGCACUGUACUUGUUCUUUCGCUGUAGUCUGACAUCACAUAAUGCAAAUGAUCAAAUAUGUACUGCCAACUUGUCUCCCAACUUCUCUCAAAACAUGCUGCUCAAAAAAAAACUAUUUUAAAGAGGAAACAAAUGCAGGAGGUCCAUCAUAGGCUUUCACUGAUUGUGGUACUGUUGUCUAUUUAUUUUUGACUUUUAAUUAUAAUAAAAGUCUGGUAAUCAUAAGGUAAACUCCAGGACUCAUGACAAAGAUUCAUGAUUUGAAGAGUUUUAAGGAAUAAAAAUAGAAGGUACGAAAGGGAUAAGUGAGACCUUGGUGCAAGUGUCAAAUUCUCUUUUUUUAAGAAGUGUGUGGUAUAAAGGUUUAAAACAGGUGUUGUGUGUUCCAAAACAAUUGUUAGAGGUAGAGGUGUUUCUACACAGGGCACAAUAUUCCUGUAUGGAGGUGCACUCAUGAUCACGUUUUUAAUGGUUUUAUCAUGCAUUGUAAUCAUAACCAAUGUUAGCUAUUAUUUUUAUUGUUUUUUAUUCAAAGUGAGCAGCAUGCUCUGUUAUGAAGAGUACAUAUGCUGCUAACGUCUUGGGUGACAGUAUUUAAUCUAUUCAUAAUGGCUUACUCUUUUGGAUUGUCGUCUAAUUAUUUACAGUUAUUAAAGAAGACACUCAUGGAACACUUGAGAAUACCAAUCUUGAAACUUUUUUCUUUUUUUUGAUAUAUUACCAAUAGAAAACAGUUUCAUGUUUGCCUCAAGAUCAAAUAAUGAGAAGUUUGCACAUAACCUUGCUUGCUGAUCAAAGUAGAGUUCACUGCUGAGACCCUGUCAGAAUGUGUAAAAUGUGGGUUGCAAAACGCCAUUCAUGAUCGUAUGUAUAAGCUCCAGCCGUUACUUAAAAGCGAGAUGUACAUGUAACCAAAAAAAGCAGAUAGGUUAACACUAACCAGAGCAAGCUAAAGGUCUUCCAUUGCCCUUUUUCUCAUGUUUCCAAAUCAUUCUUUAAAGAAGGCUUUAGAAUACUUGUUAAUAUAAUUUGCUGCAUUUUGUAUAUAUGUUUUGAAUAGCUGUCAUGUAAAUAACUUUUGGUUUGUUUACUAAAAACUGGGAUUAGAAUGUUUUUUUCUGUUACAAAUACCAUGCUUUUCAUGCUUGUGCUUUUUUCCCUGUUUGUUUGAUAUUAUGCCAUAUAUUUAUUUUAAAGAGAAGCACUGAAAUUUAAUAAAUAUUACCAGUAAAUGAAAUGAUUUGUGUCCAUUUUCCGUCCCAUUUUAACUGCUUUGCAAUUUCACAGUUUCAUUUGCAACAUGCCUUUUGAUUUUGUCCUUUACCUUAUUUUUCCCCUUUUGUCAAACUUAAGCAAUUAGACAUACCCCUCACCCCACAAAAUGAGCUCUGUUUGUAUAUUUAACACAUCCUUGCAAUUUUAACAUCUGAGCAUAGCAGGGUGUGCGUUCUGAAAGCUAAGACUUGCUGUAAGUCUUGAGUGGGGAACUGCUUCAAUAUUUGAACUGCAGAGGGACAAGUAGAGGUUAAUACUACACUGAAAAAAGAAAAGUUUCAAAUAUGGAGUGUUUUUCCUAUUUCCUUUUACUUUAAAGGGAAAAAUUAACUUUGAACUGUUUGUAAGCCUGGUAAUAUUGUCAAUACAAUUUUGGACCUUCUAAAGAGCAUUUAUACACCAGUUUUAAUCUAAUCUAUUUUAAGAAUUGGUCUCUACUUGAUAAAUAUGAGUAUUUAGGAUAUAACAUCUAAAGAAACGACCACAAAAACCUGUUACGUGUUUGGGAGGUAGGGA